This is a messenger RNA of Ectocarpus siliculosus, 4053 nucleotides long. The record is from the annotation of a GenBank genome assembly. Lineage: Eukaryota; Phaeophyceae; Ectocarpales; Ectocarpaceae.
AUGGGUGCUGAUGUCAUGCCGUUGACUGUCGAGCAGAUAAUCGAGCUGCUGGAGUCGACCGCGGCGGACUCGCCUCUCAUCUCGCCGGCGGCUCUCCUGUGCCGGGUGGAGGGCCUGCUGCUGCGAGGGACUGGGGCGACAAGCGCGGACGCCUUGCUCGUGGACCGCUGGUUCAACAAACUCUUGCACUUCUCACCAGCCACUGCUUCUGGGAGCGGUGGCGGCGAUGGGGAGGCGAAAGGGGCUCAAGGGACGCCGAGCCGAGAUCGCCGUUCGUUUUCUGAUGGCGACGGCGGUAGGCAGAGCCAAAAGCAGCAUCAACAGCAACAGCAGCAUGAGGUUGCGUUUAAUACGAGGGCGGUGUGUGAUAUCGGCGAGGGAAUCGCAGGAAUGGCGGCGAUGACCGGACGGAAGUUGCAACUCAAGGAUUGCUCCACGCGGCAACAACGGCGGCGAGGAAAUACCUUGUACGGCACCGAGUACACCAGCGGCAGCGUGGUGUCCUGGCCGGUCUCAGCCCUCCCUACAGAAGUGGGAGUUAGGCAAGCGGAAGCAGAAACCUCCGCGUUCGAGCAGUUGGAGGACGUGGACGGAGAUGACGAAACGGAGGAGGCGAGGCCAUCGCCGGGCCCCGCGGAGAGGGUGCUAGCGGUGUUGCAGGUCCACUGCGGAGACGGCGUGCUCUCGGCAGCGGCGGUGGAAGCCCUGCACGACUUAGGAAGACUGCUGGUGCCGCUGCUCACGGAGGCUCUGGCUCGUGACGAGGAGUACGUGCGCCGCCGCUCCACCGAGGCGCUGCUGUCGCUGAGCAACAUCAGCCCACGAGACGUGGGCCUGAUCGCGAUGGUCGAGGAGGUUGUCCGUGUUGCACAGAUAAUGACGGAAGCGGAGAGGGUUUGCCUCUUCUUUGUGGACGACGCGGCGGACGAGCUGUGGGUGGCCAAGUCAGUGGACUUCGAUGACGCCAAGAUCAAGAUCGGGGAAGGCUUGUGCGGGCACGCGGCGGCGACCGGAGGGACCGUGAACGUGAUCGACAGCUACGAGGACCCCCGUUUCGACGGGCGGUGGGACAAGCAGACCGGCUUUGUCACCAAGGGUGUAUUGUGCGUGCCAAUCCCACCUCCAGACCAAGUCGUCUUAAGCGCUUCGCCGGCGGCGGGCGGCGGCAGCCGCGGUGGCAUGUGGGCGGGGGGUGGGGACGGACCCGAAGGACAAGAAAGCAGCGGCAGCCUCCAAGACGGAAGCGGCGAGCUACCGCGGAGGGACGACGGCGGUACCGAUCCCCGAGUGUCGAUGGACGUGGACGGCUUCCAGCCCCUACGGCGGGGAGGGUCGCAGCAGCAGCCGGCCGCGUGGGAGGCGGGGGGGGCGCCGCCGCCGCCGCCGCAGCCGCAGCCGAACCCGCGCCGCCGCCGGUCGUCGAAGAUGCCGGCGAGACCCCUGGCCGUGCUGGAGGUGAUCAACAAGCGGGGCAAUGGCGUCUUCAGUGAGCACGACGAGAACGCGCUGGUGGGCCUUUGCGCGCGCAUAGAGCUGCUCCUCCGGAACAAGGCCGCGGAGGUGGCUCUCCUGUACUCUGGCAUGACCGAGCGCUCCCUGAUCCGCCAGAGGAACGGCGGUGGCGGUGGCGGCGACGGCGAAGCCUCGACCAACUACGCCCGCGUCGAGAGCACCAUCAUGCGGCUCUACAGCGAGGCGCCGUUCCUGGCGGACGCCGCGGUGCCCGGAGAGCAGCAGCAGCGGGCGCCGAGCCAGAGGGACGACACGGCCGCGCGGGGUGGGGACGUUGGCGGCGGCGGCGGCGGGGGCAGCCGCCGGCGCGGCCGCCGGCGCUCGAUGAGCGACACCGAAGCCCCCCCGGGCAUGGAUGUCGGGCAGACUGGCGAGGGCGACGGCGUUAGAAGGCGUGGAAGUGACAGCUCCGUCUCUGUGGGGACGGCGGCGGCGUCCGGCGAGGGGGAGGGGUGCCCUUCGGGAGCCGGCGGGAGCGGCGGCGGCGGGGGUGGUUCCGGUGUUGAUCGGCCGAUCAGCGCGGAGAGGGCGCAGGAGGAGUCGGAGCUAGUGGACCUGAGCAUGAACCUGUUCAACCUGAGCUCGGAGCAACUCCUGUCCUUGGUGGGGCGGUUCUUCCGAAAUAUGGAGCUGACAGACAGAUUUCAGAUUUCGGACCAGAAAAUGCAGAACUUCGUAAGGGGGGUCGAGCGGCGAUAUCGGCCCAACUCCUUCCACAACCUGACCCACGCCGUGAGCGUCACCCACGCGUCCUUCACGAUCGUGAAGACUACGCAAGUGAACUCGUUGCUCCGCCCGCUGGACAAGCUCGCCCUCCUCGUCGCGGCGUUCUGCCACGACAUCGACCACCCAGGGAACAACAACGCCUACGAAGUGAACUCCCUCUCCCCCCUGGCGUUGCAGCACGGCGACAGCUCGGUGCUAGAGCGCCACCACGUGUUCGUCACGUACCAGGUGCUGCUGGAGGAAGGCGGGGCGAACAACAUCUUCUCGGGGCUGACGCGCGCCCAGUUUCGAGAUGUCCGCCAGACCAUCGUGCAGGCCAUCCUCGGCACGGACAUGUCUGGCCACAUGCAGCACUGCGCGGACGUCUUCCAGUGCGUGCAGAAGGCGAAGAAGCUGGCCGCUUUCCGAGGCAGAGGGUGCCCGGGGGGAAGGGCUUCGGCGAGCGGUGCCGCGUCCCGGCAGGGGAAGGGCCGGGCGGGGCGAAGCCUGUCUCCCGUCGCGAUGAUGGAGACGCACGGCGAGGGGGGCGCGGCGGAGGCGAGAGGGGGGGUGGGGCUGAGAAGUACGCGGGCUAGCUGCCCCCCCCCCGGCGGUGGCGAUGGCGAUGGCGUCGACUCCCCGGCGAAGAAGCGAUCAAAAUCCGCAGCGAUUGCGAACGGGUUGCCCGGCUGUAGUUCUGGGGCGCGGAAGAACACGCGCGGCAGGAGCAUGUCGCCGCCACCGCUGACGCCGGCGCCAACGCCGCCGCCGCCGCCGCCGGAACACCUUUUUAGCGUGGACAAGGCCGAGGACCGAUCGUUCCUCACCAAGACCAUCCUUCACUGCGCCGACCUUUCAGGUCAGGUGCUGGACAACCACCUGGCCUUGGAGUGGGGAAGGAGGAUCCUGGACGAGUUCCGGUUGCAGGCCAGGCUCGAGGGAACCGCGGGCCUGCCUCUGACGACAGUGGCGAGCGGAGACCGCGAGACGACGAUGAAGGGGCAGCACUUUUUUGCCACCAAGAUCGUCAAGCCGCUGUGGCAACCGUUUGCUGUGCUGUUUCCCAAGCUCGCACCGUUGUUGGAGAACCUGAACAACAACUGCGACUACUACCACCAGGAAUGGCUGCGCCUGGAGCAGCAGCGCCUCUCCGCCUCCUCUGCCUCCAACGCCGAUUCCCCGCAACGGGCAGGAGAGGAAAGAGCGGACCGCCGAGCCGCCGGCAACGAGCACAAGGACGGCGGUGUCAGCUACCGGGGCGACGACGGCGGCACCGCCGCCGCAAGUCGGAUCCCCAGCUGCGGGGCCAGCGGUAGCGGCGGUAGCAGGGUAGGGUCCCCCCGCUCCUGCCCCUACUCUUCACCCCCCUCCUCGGGGUUAACGCUGGUAUCGGGCGCAGCGAUCUGUAACGGCGACGAGGCGGCGGCGGCGGACGGCAUGUGCGUUGACCCUCUGGAUGGGGAGCAAGGCGGCAGCGAGCCGUAGUAGGGCGGGCGUCGAGAUGAUAGACGUCGCGCUUGUCGGCGGCAUUACUUGGAUAGGAUUGGGACCGCUCCGCCCCGGUAUCGAGAGCGGCCCGGCCUGGCCCGGCCCGGCCCGGCCCGGCGCGGGCGGAUCAUUUUUUGUACUUUUGUGGGAUUUUUUUUUCAAGUUUUAUGGCAAUGAAGUCCGUCGAACGCGGUGCGUGACAUUGAGCAGCUUUUAGAGUUGCACUGCUUGGUCACCCUAGAGUAGACCGCGUCGACAUUGGUUGCAGGGAGAUAGAUGUUUUCAAAGAACUGUAAAAAAGCGAUUUUUUUUUUCAGUUUGGGGGGCAGGGGGCGGGGAUAUGCUCGC